CAAUGAAAGCUUUAUGGUUCCAUAAAAAAUACCUCUCGAGUUACUGGUUUUGAUUUUGCCUGGCCACCAAUAGGGGGCGGUAAAUCAAAUUCCAGCGCUUUCAUUUCAACACUUUUCUGAUUUUCCAACCUGAAGUCUCUCUCUUCUUUGGUUGGAUUUGGAUGCUUCUUCCAAACAUCCAAUCAAGAACUACUAAACUUCCAUCACAUUUUUUCCCAUGUUUUUCUUCAUUGCCAAGUCCCAACACUGAGAAAAUAACAUCAUAUAUAUGAUUCAUUCAACCAUUGUCCUGGAGGUGGUCAGAAUUUUGUAGCUGGUUCCAUUGAAGAUUAGAGACACUUAAGAGUUUUGAAGGUGCAAAUACAUAAGAGCUUCAACAAUGACGUCAGGCGCGGUGAAAGGGCAGGUGAAAGGGCAGAUGAAAGGCCUCCUGAAGGGGCUUAGAUACAUCUCCCAAAUAUUUGACGAGGAGGAGGAAAACAAGGAGAUACAAAUUGGGUUCCCAACAGACGUAAAGCAUUUGGCACACAUUGGAUGCGAAAAUGCCGUAGCAGCUACACCUAGCUGGAUGACCGAGUUCAAAGAAUCAUCAGAUCAACCUUCGUCUAAGCCAACACCUGAAGAAAAAGAUAGUAGCAAAAAAGUAAGAAAGCCAAAGGCUCGUUCUACAGAAGGGCAGUCUCCGGGGAGAGAGAUAUCGGCCUCCGGGGAGGGGACAAAGCCCAGCCGACGACCCCAUUCGUCGGAGGUAACAAGAAGGGCCCCCCGCCACUCGUCGGAAGAAGAGAAGGCAGCAACAAAACAGCACCGCAGGAAGUCCAAAACGACGUCGGAGGAGAAGGAAGGUUCCUCCAGGAGGGCACCCAGAACUCGAAGAGCAUCCAAGGGAGGUUCCUUAACUGAAUUCCCCUUUUCAGAUUCUGGAAGUGGAACUCAGUAGAGAUCAUCCGUCAUAGUGGACCAGCAGCAGAUUCAGUUUAGAGAGAGAUUUCAGGGGCAACAAAUUCAUUAUGCUUCCAUUACAAUUAAUUAUUAACCAUACAUAUAACAAACCUUCCAUCCAUUUUGUCCGGCCCUUUUUUGCCUUUUCAUUUUUGAAAUAGUGUCACUGCCUAUUUUGGAUCCAUGUGAUUCUGGAUUCCAAUUGUUACUAAAUAUGUAACAAAUUUUCUAUUUCAUUAUAAAGUGCACUUAUUGAGAUGAA
Messenger RNA from Cajanus cajan (pigeon pea), 1204 nucleotides. RefSeq names its product ROP-interactive CRIB motif-containing protein 5 (gene RIC5). Gene Ontology annotation, molecular function: ceramide 1-phosphate transfer activity; ceramide 1-phosphate binding. Lineage: Eukaryota; Viridiplantae; Streptophyta; Magnoliopsida; Fabales; Fabaceae. Gene Ontology annotation, biological process: intermembrane lipid transfer; ceramide transport. Gene Ontology annotation, cellular component: membrane; cytosol; cytoplasm. The record is from RefSeq and is a predicted model, not a curated record.